CUGGGCUUCAUCCGCCUAUCUCUAGUUAAGGACCACACCUCUAAUUAGGGCAGUUGCUUUGACAGGCUGGUGAAACAUGUUAAAUUGUUUUAAAUAUUUAUUCGUCCUUUUUAUGGAUUCGAAAUUUCAAAAGGCAGAUAUGGUUUCUUUUAAACAUGACAUCAUCUUGUCCACUCUGCACGCACAUCCAUUCUGUUCGUCUUUUACUUGUAUUACCUGCACCUUUCCGGCUUAUCCUCUCCGGGCGCUGACUGCGCACCUGCUCAACUUAACUAUUCAGUGCGCUGAUUCUUUUCCUACCGUCAUGUUCUCCAGUAUGAAAGCUUUUUCUCCAUGUCCAUUUUUUUCUCCUUUUCGAAAUCCUCUUUUCCUACUUAGUUAAGCAUCAGUUUUUAUGGAAAGCCUAAACCGAAAAGAGAAGGAACCAGAGUGUAGAGAAGACGAGUCAAGCGGGUUCCAUGCCAGCACUGGAAGGAUAGACGAAGCUGCGUUGUACGUCGGGAGACCGAUGUCGGCUGUUGUGGAAAGAGUUCACAAUACAAUGACGAUUGACACCUUAAAGAUAAGUGAACGGCAACCCAUAGUAGUUCUUUAAGGACUUGAUUUAUGCUUGGGACGUACUAUGAAUAAUUACGCGUCUGCUUCCUUUUUGUCAUUUUCUUUCAAGGGGAAGGUUCGUCGCAGUGUUUGAAUCCCCACAGGACGAACUUCGAGAAUACGAGGAAAGGAAAACAACCAUUUUUGGAGGGGCGGGGCAUUCAGAUGGAUCUGGGAUGGUUUGAUCAAAGCUGUGGGGCCUGCAACUGCUAUUGCUUCUCAGUUUAAGGGAGCAACUUUUGAAAAAAUUAUUGAUGCAGAGGGCAUGUGCAUCAUACCAGGUUUAGUAGAUGCACAUACACAUCCUGUCUGGGCUGGAGACAGAGUUCAUGAAUUUGCACUUAAGCUUGCAGGUGCUUCCUAUAUGGAGAUUCACCAAGCAGGAGGUGGAAUCCACUUUACAGUGGAGCACACCAGAAGAGCCUCCGCUGAAGAGCUGUUGGUCAGUCUGAAGCAACGACUACAGAGAAUGUUGAGAGCUGGAACUACACUUGUAGAGUGCAAGAGUGGAUAUGGCUUGGAUUUGGACACGGAGAUUAAAAUGCUUACUGUUAUUGAGCAGGCACGCCAGGAUCAGCCAGUCGGCAUCUCGUCUACAUUCUGUGGUGCACACUCUGUCCCAAAAGGAAAGACUGCAAAAGAAGCCACAAAGGACAUUAUUAAUGUUCAUCUACCUCAGCUGAAGAAAAAAGUUGAAAAUGGUGACCUUCAUAUAGACAAUAUUGAUGUAUUCUGUGAGAAAGGGGUGUUUGACCUGGACUGUACAAGAGCCAUUCUUCAGAUGGGGAGCAGUAUGGGUUUUCAGAUUAAUUUUCAUGGUGAUGAGCUACAUCCAAUGAAUUCUGCCGAGCUGGGUGCCGAAUUGAAUGCUCUUGCUGUGAGUCACCUUGAAGAAGUGACAGAUGAAGGAAUUGCUGCUAUGGCAAAAAGCAAAACUGCAGCUGUCCUACUGCCCACCACUGCCUAUAUGUUAAGGUUAAAGCAGCCCAGAGCCAGAGACAUGCUGAAUGCAGGUGUUAUUGUUGCUUUGGGUAGUGAUUUCAAUCCCAAUGCCUAUUGUUUUUCAAUGCCCAUGGUCAUGCAUCUGGCCUGUGUGAAUAUGAAGAUGUCUAUGAGUGAGGCAUUAGCUGCUUCUACUAUUAAUGCAGCAUACGCUUUGGGAAAAUCCCAUACUCAUGGCUCCCUCGAGGUGGGCAAGAAUGGAGAUUUUGUCAUCCUCCAGUCUUCAAGAUGGGAACACCUUAUUUAUCAGUUUGGAGGCCACCAAGAACUUGUCAAGUAUGUGCUUGUGAAAGGUGCGAUAGUGUAUGAAAACAACAGGACAGCGGACUACUAAACGUUCAUCCUGAUGGAGGAAAAAAAAAAACCAACACUUUACAGUACAUGAAAUUAUAAUUGUUGACUUGAAUAAUGGGGAGGAUGUGUGUUAAAAGCUAAAAAAUGUGAUUAUACACUUCAAAUAAAACUGUGUGAUUAUUGUUGUA
Messenger RNA from Polypterus senegalus (gray bichir), 2081 nucleotides. RefSeq names its product amidohydrolase domain containing 1 (gene amdhd1). The record is from RefSeq and is a predicted model, not a curated record. Gene Ontology annotation, molecular function: imidazolonepropionase activity. NCBI's taxonomy places the organism in Eukaryota, Metazoa, Chordata, Cladistia, Polypteriformes, Polypteridae. The transcript is spliced from 9 exons. The coding region runs from base 863 to 1933 and encodes 356 amino acids. Gene Ontology annotation, cellular component: cytoplasm.